Molecule: messenger RNA, 1305 nt
Organism: Mixia osmundae IAM 14324
Lineage: Eukaryota; Fungi; Basidiomycota; Mixiomycetes; Mixiales; Mixiaceae
Exons: 2
Coding region: 1-1305 (434 amino acids)
Biological process (GO): regulation of alternative mRNA splicing, via spliceosome
Source: RefSeq, a predicted model, not a curated record
AUGGCCUCGGCUGGCAUCUCGCUGUCCUUUGGCAAGCUCAAGAAGCCAGGCAGCGAUGUCAAGAGCAAGCCACGAGCCAAGACUGCGCUGUUUGAGGCAGACGCGGACGAAGCGGCCAAGCCAAAUGAUGUCGUUGCUCUCACCGAGCUGGACGAUUCCUCCCUCACGACUGCAAGGACCGACUCCACAGCGUCUAGGAAGAAGGGCGCAGCAGCUGAAACGCCAGGUCUGCCUACCAUAUUGUCCCGCGUGCAACGGCAGAGACAGCAAGAAGCUCAGGAAUUGGACGAAUCCGUGUUUGACUAUGAUGGCGUGUAUGACUCUAUGAAGAUGGGCGAAAAGGCAGCUGCAGAAGCCAAGAAAGCAGAGAAUGCAUUGCGCAAGCCUAAAUACAUUGGCGGAUUGCUCGAGAGCGCACAGCAGCGAAAGCUAGACCGAGUACGGGCAGAGGACAAGAUGAUCCAGCGCGAACGAGAGCAGGAAGGGGAAGAGUUUGGCGAUAAGGAAGCUUUCGUUACGCCGGCUUAUCAAGCUCAGCAAGCCGAAUUACGUCAGGCUGAAGAGGAGGAGCGAAAGAAGAACGAGGCAGGGCCGAAGAAAGGCGGAUUAUCGAGCUUCUAUGCCUCUUACCUCGCUCAAUCAGAUCAAUCGAAUCAAGCCGCUCUGCAAGCGACAGCAACGGCGAAAGAGGGAGGACGAGAUUUCACCAUUGGACCUGCUCCGAUGCCCGAUAUGGCCCGAGCAGAGCCAAAAUCGGAUGCUCAGCUCGCACAAGAAGCACAGCAGAAGCUCGGCACGCGGGUGAUGCUCAACGAGAGCGGCGAGAUCGUCGACAAGCGUGAGCUGCUCAAAGGUGGUCUCAACGCGGAAGAAGACGAAGAUGCUGUACAGAUGGCUUACCCUUCGAGUCUGCCCGCUGCUCUUUCCGGCACACGCAAGGGCGGGUUUGCGAUACCCAUUGCUGCUCGCAUGGCGGAGAAAGCCUUGGAAGAAGCAGCGAGAGCAAGAGCUGCUUUGCUGGAUCAGGAAGCACCCGCUGCGGACGUGUGGCAACCUGCAGGGGCGACGAUGACGCCCGAACAGCGACGGCGCGAACAACGCUUGCGACAGUCAAAGGAGAUCGAGAAACAGAUGCUCGCGUUCAACGAGCAGAAACGCAAACGAGAGGAAGAAGAGCGAUCACACAAGAUUGCCAAACUCGCUCGUAGGAAUGACGAGACAAAGGUGGAAGAACUUCGACGGAAAGCUCUCGAAAGGAGACAGGCAAAGGCUGCUGCUGAUGCGGCUGCUGCUCCGACUACAUAG